Molecule: messenger RNA, 2000 nt
Organism: Glossina fuscipes
Lineage: Eukaryota; Metazoa; Arthropoda; Insecta; Diptera; Glossinidae
Gene: tup
Product: insulin gene enhancer protein isl-1
Exons: 8
Coding region: 516-1862 (448 amino acids)
Biological process (GO): neuron fate specification; axonogenesis; positive regulation of transcription by RNA polymerase II
Cellular component (GO): nucleus
Molecular function (GO): cis-regulatory region sequence-specific DNA binding; DNA-binding transcription factor activity, RNA polymerase II-specific
Source: RefSeq, a predicted model, not a curated record
GUCCUUAAAAAAUAAACAAAAUUAUAAUAAAGAAAAAAAAGAAGCAAAAUACCCGAAUUUAUUGUACACGGUUUCUAACUGAGAAAAAUUACUAAAAAAUUUUAAAUAAAAAGAGGAAAAAAAAAAUAAAUAGAUAAAUAAAUAAAUAAAAAAAAAAAAAAAAAAUUAGUGCCUUAAACUUCAACCCACUAAAAUAAAUGCCCACAUUGCAGCACCAAUGUACUUGCAUCUACGUACGUACGUUGUGCAUAGAUUUGCUCAAAAAUUAUUUUGAAUUGUCGCAAUAGUGAUGCGUUAAGGAAAAGCAAGCUUUCGGAAUUUUUUUUUUUUUUUUUUUCAAUCUUUAACGCGACACAUCAAUCAUUUUUGAAAAAGUUCUCAUAUGGAAAAGCGAUUAUUGUACCAUAUUUUGUAUUUGUUGUUGUUAUUGUCGUGCUCAAGAAGUCGUAGUAAACAUUUUAAGUUUCUUUGAAUUUUUCUUUGUUACAAAACUCGCACCGUUUAAAGCAUAAUAUAUGGUAAUGGCAGAGAUUGGUGGCCAUUUGGCUCACCAGCUACCAUUGCACAAUCACAAUCAAACUGGAUUACAACCGUCGCUGGUCAUGAAUCAUCAUCUGGAUUUAGAUUGUCACGGACACGAUGUGAUAAAAAAACAACAUCUCUCACAUUGUGUGGGGUGUGGUGGGCAAAUUCAUGAUCAAUAUAUCCUGCGCGUAGCACCAGAUUUAGAAUGGCAUGCAGCUUGUCUGAAAUGUCAAGAAUGUCGACAAUUUCUGGAUGAAAAUUGUACGUGUUUUGUGCGUGAUGGCAAAACCUACUGUAAACGUGAUUAUGUCAGACUAUUUGGCGCUAAAUGUGAUAAAUGCGGCAACGCCUUUAGCAAAAAUGAUUUUGUGAUGCGUGCUAAAACGAAAAUAUUUCACUUAGACUGCUUUCGUUGUUCAGCGUGUGCGAGACAGUUAGUACCAGGUGAUGAAUUUGCGUUACGUGACGGUGGAGUGUUAUAUUGUAAAGAUGAUCAUGACGUUUUAGAGAAGUCUUCACAAAGUAGUCUAACAUCCUCUUCAAUAGAAAGCAACAAUAACAAUAGCUGUAGUAAUAAUAAUAAUCAUACGAGCCUCAGCAAUAAUAAUCAUUCCAGCGAAUUGGGCUCAAUGUCAGAUUCCGGUAGCGAAUCGGGCUCACAUAAAAGUAUUAGGGAGAAACGGCCUUCGGGACCUUCGGAUGGUAAGCCAACCCGCGUCAGAACGGUACUCAAUGAAAAGCAAUUACACACACUAAGAACCUGUUACAAUGCUAAUCCGCGACCUGAUGCUCUUAUGAAAGAGCAAUUAGUUGAAAUGACUGGACUAUCGCCACGCGUUAUAAGAGUGUGGUUUCAAAAUAAACGUUGCAAAGAUAAAAAGAAAACAAUACAAAUGAGACAACAACAACAACUGGAAAAGGACGGUCGAAAAUUAGGAUAUGGUGCCAUGCAGGGUAUUCCAAUGAUAGCCAGCUCGCCUGUGAGACAUGAUUCUCCACUUAAUUUACAAGGUAUUGAUGUGCAAACAUAUCAACCGCCAUGGAAAGCUUUGUCAGAUUUUGCUCUUCACGCUGACCUUGACAGCAACGGUGCUAUUAACACCCAAACACCAGCUUAUCAACAACUAGUCAAUCAGAUGCACGGAUACGAUUUGAAUGGUAUGCCGCCGUUGCAGGCUCAUCAACAGGGACCGCAUCCGUCAACGCCGGGGCAGCAAUUAAGUGGGCCACCAGGCAGCAGUAUGGAUUCUGGCAUUACCUCCCACCAUCAUCCGGACAGUACUGAUUCGUAUGUUACCUACCUGGAAAGCGAUGAUAGUAUGCAAGGCAGUCCAUAGAAAACGAACGCAAACGUUUCUAAUUUGCUUCUUUUGUUGCCUCACAAACAGAAUCCAAAUUAACGCUGACGCCUUCAUCAUCGUCAUCAACAUGCGCGUCGGCUGCAUCGAACUCAACAUCAGCAACCACAUCGGUAU